Molecule: messenger RNA, 588 nt
Organism: Cylicocyclus nassatus
Lineage: Eukaryota; Metazoa; Nematoda; Chromadorea; Rhabditida; Strongylidae
Source: the annotation of a GenBank genome assembly
AUGAGCGCCUAUCCACCAGAAAUUAUAUAUCGGGAGCUAAAAAUCGACGAUUUUCCCAGUUUACGCGAAAUUGGUCACCAAUGUCUACCACUACCCUAUCCCGACACAUAUUGGCUUAGAAUAGCUAGUGAUGCAAACAAUUACUAUUCACUUGGCGCCUACAAUAAACAGCAAAAACUUGUUGGUGUCAUAGGAGUGAUUAGAUAUGCAAAAAAUUACUUUUCUGGUAGGCUUCUGAAUCCUGACGAACAAAAAUUAAUCGAUUCGUAUAGCAAGGUAUGUUAUAUCACAACAUUAAUGGUCGCACCUGAUUGUCGUAAGAAAGGCAUUGCCACACAACUUCUACAACGUGCUAGUACCGUACUACUACAGGAAGGCCGCCAUCUCUUGUAUCUACAUGUUUUACAUUCGAAUGUGCCAGCAAUACGACUUUACGAGAAAAUGGGCUACGAAAAAGUUACAGUCAUAGCAGACUACUAUACUAUAGAUGGACAAAAACAACCCGGUGUGGUAUACUGCCGCCGGUUAGUCGCACCAAUGUGUCACGAAUGUAUUACGAACAAUGUUGGCAGCUGUACAAUCUUGUGA